Molecule: messenger RNA, 1065 nt
Organism: Erigeron canadensis
Lineage: Eukaryota; Viridiplantae; Streptophyta; Magnoliopsida; Asterales; Asteraceae
Product: transcription repressor OFP15-like
Exons: 1
Coding region: 214-978 (254 amino acids)
Biological process (GO): negative regulation of DNA-templated transcription
Source: RefSeq, a predicted model, not a curated record
UGUUGAUCCUAACUUCCCUCACCACUUACCACCCCAUUUUUAUUUUAAAAACUCUCACUCUCCCUCCUCAUUCAAUUCCAAUCUGACCAUCUUAUUUAACAUGAAUCUAUAACAUUUAUAACUCCUUCCUACUUUCAUAUUCAAAAAUCAAUACAAUACCCCUUUUUUUCUCUACUUUUUUUUAAGCCCAUUUCAAAAACCAUAUCUACAACAAUGGGAAGAAAGCUCCCAUUUUUUCCUACUUGUGGAAGUCCUAGUAAAACUCUCUCUUUUCGUGCCGCCACCGCCAUGGUCGGAAAUCUUGAAAAUGAAGAAGAUAUGGAGUCCAUGAUUAAAGGGGUUUGUAGUGAUAGGUUCUUUUUCAAGCCAGGUCAAACAAGUUCCAUACUUGAAGAAGGAAAGUUAAAAGAAAGUAAAAAAGAGAAUGGAAAAGAAAAAGAAAAAGAAAAAGAAAGUGACUUGCCAUAUAAAGAAAGUAGUGUGUCAAUGAUGGAGAUGGAGUCAACUGACCCAUUUCUUGACUUCAAAAAGUCAAUGCAAGAAAUGGUGGAAGCUGAUGAAGGGUUAAAAAGUUGGGACAAUCUUCAAGAGCUUUUGAGUUUGUAUCUUGCAGUAAAUGAUAAAAUUAACCAUGGUUAUAUCAUUGGUGCUUUUGUUGACUUAUUGGUGGUCAAUAAUCUUGACUCAUCAUCUUCAUUAUCAUCUUCUUCAUCAUCAUCAUCAUUAAUCAUUAAUGACCAUGAACAAUCUAGUAUUAGCAAGAAGAAAAUGAUAAUUAGUAGUAGUAAGUCAUCAUCACCAGAAUCUACUUUAUUAUUUACAUCAUCAUCAGCAGCAUCUUCUUCUGGAACUUGUUCAAGUACAAGUCAUUGUUUGUCAUCUUGUUCAUUAGAAGAUGAAGAAGAAAACCAUGAAGAUCAUAAUAGUCCUCAAAAAGCAAUAGGUUCAGAUUAUGAUGCUUCUUCUUUAUAUGUAUGAUUUUUUUUUAUUAAUUUCUAUCUAUGGUAAGAUAUGUAUAUCACUAAUUUUAGUAAUGAUAGUGAGAUUUAUCUCUAACUUCUACUA